AUGGCUACUGUUGAAGACCUCUACAUGACUUUUGGGUCGUUUUGCCAAUUCGGCUCGUCUCGCAAUCUCUCUGGUUCAAUGACGGAUAUUUCUGGUCCAACCAUGGAUGGUUCCAAGUGGGCCAAGUUCUGCCGUGACACUGGGAUCAUUGAUAAGCAUAUUACUACGACAGAUAUCGAUAUCUGGUUUAACAAGGUCAAGGCCAAGACCGUCCGUAAGAUUGAUUUUGAACAAUUUCAAGCCGCAUUGCAUUUGGUUGCAGCCAAGCGUUAUGGUUCAAGCAAACCUCCUACCGAAGCCUAUAAUCUGCUUGUAAGAAGCAUCCUCAAUAGCGGAGCCCGUCCUGUUGCAACAGGAACUAUUACAACCAGUGACUCGGUUACCCAGCGAUUAACCGACCACACACACUAUACUGGCACUCAUAAAAACCGGUUUGACGAAGCCGGCCAAGGAUUGGGUUUAGCAGGACGAGACACUCAUUCUAGAACCAAUGAACUUUCCAAGAUUGUGAACAGAAAGGAAGCAGAUAUUCGCGGUGUUCCUCUUGCUGCCUCGCCAAUAGGAUCACCGCGUGGAUCUGUUACUAUGUCCUAUUCACCAAAGUCAAAACGAGCCCAUGCUGCAGUGACUACCAUGUCUACUGAAGCGCUAGAUGCCGAGGCCAAUAGACCUAAAAAAGCAGUCACUUCACAAGCGCCUCGCACAGUAAAACCCAUUGUCAAGUCGUCUGAAACGCUUCUGAAUACCACUACCAAAAAGACUGUGGGUGCUAGCUCUGGAAAUGUUUUUGAUCGUUUGACCAAUACCAAGGGCUAUACUGGUACACAUAAGGAGCGUUUCCAUGGCAGCAGCAACAGUAUUCAUGGUUAG
Molecule: messenger RNA, 870 nt
Organism: Batrachochytrium dendrobatidis JAM81
Lineage: Eukaryota; Fungi; Chytridiomycota; Chytridiomycetes; Rhizophydiales
Exons: 5
Coding region: 1-870 (289 amino acids)
Biological process (GO): microtubule bundle formation; positive regulation of protein polymerization; microtubule polymerization
Cellular component (GO): microtubule
Molecular function (GO): tubulin binding
Source: RefSeq, a predicted model, not a curated record